AUGUCUGAACCAGGCCAAACCGGGCCAAAACGGUUUAAAACCAGUCUAACCGCGCCUCCUGGACUUGCAGAGCCCCCGAGCUUCACCAAAGCGCCGGCGGCAGUGCAGGGCCUGGUGAGCAGGGAUUUGAGUCUGCACACAGACUUCUGUGGCUCUCCUCCUCUGACUGUGAGCUGGUACAAGGACAGACGCCCCCUGGUGGACGGCCUGAAGUACCGCACAGUGACAGAGGGCAGCUCCGCCUCCCUCCACUUGAUGGCGCUCCAGCCAAAGGAUGAGGGCGUGUAUGAGUGCAGAGUGUCCAACCGUGUGGACAGUGACAUCUGCCGCGUCAAGGUGUCGCUCAAAGCUGACCUCUCAUCUCUGGCCUCGCGCCCUCCCCUCUGGUCCCGCCCCCUCUCACUUUUCGCCCCGCCCUUCUGGCUCCCCCCUCUCUCAGAGCCCGCCUCUUUCCUGAAGCCCCUGGUGGACCAAUCGGUGCGUUCCGGUGAAGAGCUCAGACUUGUUGCCACGGUACGCUGUGGCUCCGCCCCUGUGAAUGUCACGUGGCUGCAUGGUCGGCAGGUCCUGCGGGACGGUCCUGACCUCAGCAUCAGCUUUGAGAAGGGCGUGGCCUCACUGUGUGUGGCCCGAGCCCUGACAGGCGGCGCGGGGAAGUACACGCUCCGACUGACAAGCGACGGCAGCGUCAUGGAAAGCAGCGCUAACGUGACUGUGCUAGAGACGCCUCAGGUCCUGGACUGGCCAGAAUCUGUGUCUGUAAAGGCUGGGGAGAGUUUGUCUAUUGAAGUACAGGUAAGUGGAGCAGAACUGAAGACCCGCUGGUCAAAGGGUGACGUGGAACUUAAGCCAGGCCCUAAGUACCAGAGCAGCUUCAGCAAAGGAACCGCGGUGCUGAAGAUCCGCUCUCUGGACCAACCAGACUCUGGGGACUAUCAGCUCCAUGUGUCCAACUCCCUGGGCUCAUCAAGCAGCCACACCAAAGUCACUGUCUCAGCCCGAGCCGCCCCGCCCUCGGUCUUAUGGUCUCUGCGUAACCUGUCGGUGAUGAGCGGCCGCUCUACAGAGCUGGUCUGUAAGGUGACUGGGUCGCCCCCGGUGACCGUCACCUGGACUCACAACGGACAGGAAGUCCAACCCGGAACAAACUGCACCACGAGCUUCAGCGACGGCACGUGUCGCCUCACCCUGCCAAGUGUUAGCGCGGCUGAGGCCGGCGUGUACGUGUGCACCGCGACUAAUGCAGAAGGAAGCUGCCAGAGCACCGGCAAGCUCACAGUGACAGGUACUAACCACCACACCACAGAGUCCAUCUGCUUCAUCCACACCCCUCAGGAUGUGGUUACCCUGCCUGGGAAGUCUGUAUCCUUCAGCGCCUCAUUCAAAGCCCAGCGCCCUGUGAAGGUGCGGUGGUUCUGCGGCUCUCAGGAGUUUUAUCACGGACGAUCAGGAUGUGAGGUCACGGUGAAGGACGACUUCACCGUCCUGAGCCUUCAAGACGUGCAGAUGUCCCACAGCGGUGACAUCACCUGUGUCCUACAGAAGGACGGGGAGGUCGUGAGCACAGGCGUGAUGCUCCAUGUCCGAGAGCCUGUCCGGUUGAUCAAACGUCUUCGGGAUGUGACCUCUGAGCUGGGCAGACCUCUCCGUCUGGAGGUGACCUUUUCUGGGACUCCUCCGUCUCACGUGUCCUGGACCAAAGACCACAAACCCAUCUGGGCUUCGUACCAGUACAACGUGCACACCAGCGGCUCCUCCUCCAUCUUAGAGGUGCUGAACGCUGACCGGAUGCACGCUACCGGACUGUACGGCGCCACGGUCGACAACGGCGUGGGAAGUGACUCAUGCGAGGCCACAGUCACCAUGCUGGAGCGGCCUGUCUUCCUGGAGCCCUUGCGCCCCCUGCAGGUGAUGGUGGGGAAGUGUUUGCAGCUGUCGUGUUGCGUUCAGGGCUCAGGGGAAACCUCUGUGUCAUGGUUCAGAGGAGACUCCGUUCUGUUCGCUAACGGUCGCCGGAAGAUGGAGUUUAAGAGUGGAAAAGCUACGCUAACAGUAGCACAGGCGACCGCGGUGGACAGCGGCGAGUACACGGUGAAAGCACGCAACCAUGUGGGAGAGAGCCAGUGCAGCGCCACCAUCAGUGUGCAAGAGCCUCCCCGCUUCGUAGAGCCGCUCCGUGACAUGUCGUUCUGCGUGGGCAAAGGGCUGGUGCUGUCCUGUGUGUACACAGGCAGCCAGCCCGCCAGCGCCACCUGGACCAAAGACGGGAAGUUCAUCUGGGCUUCGUACAAAUACAACGUGAAGAUGACGAGCUCCAUGUGCGUGCUGGAGGUGCUGAACGCCGACCGCGAGGAGGCGCAAGGAGAGUACACGUGUGAGGUGGUGAACGCAGCCGGGCGAGACCAGUGCGCAGCUAAAGUCACGCUGGAGCCCCCGCGCUUCACCCAUCCACUGCAGGACGCCUUCCUCCGGGUGGGCGAGCCGUUAGCGCUGGAGGCUCGCUUUAGUGGCAGUAAACACAUGUCGGUCACUUGGAAAAAGGACGAUAAGGUGAUCUGGGCUUCGUACAAAUACAACGUGAAAACCACAGAGUCCUCGAGUCGACUGGAAAUCCUGAACUCCGACCGCGAGGAAGCGGCGGGAAAAUACACCUGUGAGGUUACCAACAGAGCAGGAAAAGACUGCUGCAGCGCCACCGUCAGGCUGGCACCGGUGCGGUUUGUGCGGCGUCUGCGUAGCUCCUUCUACAAAGUGGGUCAACCGCUGACGUUGGAGGUGGAGUUCUCUGGGAGUCAGCGCAUUUACGUGAGCUGGAAGAAAGAUGGCCGCCCCAUCUGGGCGUCGUACAAAUACAACGUGAAGAACACUGCACGGACGAGCGCUCUGACCAUUCUGAACUGUGACAGCCGCGACGCCUGCGGCAAAUACUCCUGCGAAAUAGAGAACAAGGAGAGCAGCGCCACCUGCAGUUGUGCCGUACGCAUAGAGCCCGCCUACUUCAUCGCUCCACUCUGUGAUGUUACAUAUCGUCUUGGAGACAAACUCUCGCUUUACUGCGGCUAUGCCGGAAGUCCUCCAGUGUAUGUGAGCUGGAGGAAAGAUGGCCUCCCCAUUUGGGCCUCCUACAAAUACAAUGUGAAGAAGACAGACAACGCGUGCGUGUUGGAAGUCCUUAACGCUGACCGUGAGAACGCUCAAGGAGAGUACAGCUGCGAGAUCAGCAACUCUGAGACGAGUGCCACCAGUAGGGCUGAAGUGACUCUAGGUAACCACCAGGGGGAGACACAGGGGGGGACACAGGGGGGGACACAGGGGAGGUACAGGGGAGAGCCCGUGCGCUUCACCCUGCCCCUGAAGGAGACUCGCCUCAGGGUGGGUCACCCGCUCAGCCUGCGGGUCAAAUACAGCGGCAGCCCGCGCAUCCACGUGUCCUGGUUCAAAGAUGAUAAACCCAUCUGGGCGUCUUACAAGUACAACGUGACCAAAACUGACCAGUCCUGUGAGCUGCAGGUCCUGAACGCAGACCGGGAGGAGGCUAGGGGGCGCUAUACCUGCCACAUCUCCAACAGCAGCAGCCAGGCCCAGUGCAGCGCUAAUGUGACGCUAGAGCCUGUGGUCCUCGUCCAGCCCCUCCAGGACACCGCGUACACCCUGGGUCUUCCCUUGAGUCUCCAGGUUGGCUUCAGCGGAAGCCAACGCAUCCAUGUGUCCUGGACCAAAGACGAUAAACCCAUCUGGGCAUCUUACAAGUACAAUGUUAAGACCACAGAGACGACCAGCCGCCUGGAGGUCCUCAACUCGGACCGCGAGGAGGCCCAGGGAAAGUACAGCGUCACCGUGUCCAACCUGCAAGGAGCAGUGACUAGUGACGCCUUUGUGCUGUGUAGGAUGAAGAAGAGAGAGCCCCCCCACUUUGUGCGUAAGCUGGAGAACACCACAUUCCGCCUGGGGGAGGCGCUGUCGCUGCGUGUGGCCUUCAGAGCCACAGAAAAAGUCAGUGUGAGCUGGAGGAAAGAUGGCCUCCCCAUCUGGGCCUCCUACAAAUACAACGUGAAGAAGACAGACUGCAGCUGCGUCCUGGACGUUCUGAACGCUGACCGCGAGGAGGCUAGGGGGCGCUACAGCUGCGAGAUCAGCAACAAGGACGGAACUGAGAGCUGCAGUGCUCACGUCACUCUGGAGCCGGUACGGUUUGUGCAGCGGCUGCAGGACGUCACGCACACGCUGGGCGCUCCUCUGACCCUGGCGUGCACGUACUCGGGCUCAGAGCACGCUCAUGCCACCUGGAAAAAGGAUGGGAAACUGCUCUGGGCCUCAUACCAGUACAACGUCCGCACAGGAAAGGGGCGCUGUGAGCUGGACGUGCUCAACAGCGACCGCGAGGCUGCGGCUGGGAAGUACCAGUGUGAAAUCUCCAACGCCGACGGAAAAGACACCUGCCAUGCCACCGUGCGGAUAGAGCGCAAGGUGCCUCCCACAUUCACCAAGCGGCCGGCGGACUCUCUCAUUGAGGGUCUGGGCCGCUGCAUCCGCCUGGAGGCCAGAGUAUCAGGGACGCCCCCUCUCACCGCCACUUGGACCAAAGACUCGGCCGAGAUCCAGGUCUCAGACAAAUACGACAUCACCUUUGACAAUAAUGUGUCUAUGCUCAUCAUCAAAGAGUCUGCAGUGAGAGACGGUGGCAUUUACACCUGUACAGCCAAGAACGAGGCCGGCAAGACCAGCUGCCGCACCAGCCUCACUGUCUCUGAGUCUGGUUCUCCGCCAGUCUUCACCUCUCCGCUUAAAGCCGUGUCUGUGGCAGAGGGAGAGAAGCUGGCCCUCUCCUGUUCAGUGUCUGGUACUGCACCAGUUACAGUUCAGUGGAUGAAGGACCGGCGUGAGCUGCUGUCCUCCGGAAACACCACGGUCUCUUUUGUGAACGGCACCGCAACCCUCCAGGUGUCAGACUGUAUGAAGAGUGACGCAGGAGACUAUCUCUGCAAAGCUAGUAACAAGAGCGGAUCCAACUUCUGCAAGGCUCACGUCACUAUCAGAGACUUUGCCUCUAAAGCUCCGGUCUCGGUCCAGACCACAGAGACGGCAGCGCCCUCUGCUGCUCCUGCACCAGCCAAACGACUGGACAACCUGUUCUUCAUUGAGGAACCACGGACCAUCUCCACCCCAGAGAAGGGCACUGCUACCUUCAUUGCCAAACUGGGCGGCGACCCAAUCCCAAGCGUGAAGUGGAUGAAGGGGAAGUGGCGGCAGGUGACCCAUGGUGGGAGGGUGUCCGUGGAGCAGAAGGGACCGGACGCUCGGCUGGAGAUUCGAGAGGUCACCAAGUCUGACGCGGGACAGUACCGCUGCGUAGCCUCCAGCAAACACGGAGAGAUCGAGGCCAGUGCCGACCUAAGCGUCAGCAAGAAGGAGGAGGUGACAGGAGGAGAGUUCAGGACCACUCUGAGGAAGACUCCAUCGAAGCAGCGGAGCCCGAAGCGUGAGGAUGUGGACAUUGUGGAUCUGCUCCGAGGAAACGACCCAAAAGAUUAUGAACGCAUCCUGAGGGAACACGAGAUCUACGACUACAGAGCCAUCCUGCAGGCCUUCGAGAUCCUGAAGAGGGAGAAGGCCCAGGCCAGCGGCAAGCCGGAGACUGAACACGGAGGAGCAGUGGAGGAGGCAGUGAUGGCACGACUCAUGCAGCAGAUGGAGUCCAGAGCCGGGACUGAGCCCGUGAGUGUGAUGGACGACAUCAGCGACCAGGCCGUUGCUCCGGGAGCGUCGGCUGUCUUUGAAUGCUGCAUUAGUAUAAAUUACCCUGAGAUUGCUCUAACGUGGUACAAAGGUACACAGAAGCUGGAGCGCGGGGACAAGUACGACAUGGGGACAUCCGGAGACAAACACUGGCUCAAGGUCAACAAGUGUGACGCCAACGACCAGGGCAACUACAGGCUGGUCUGUGGGCCACACAUGUCCAGCGCCGAGCUCACCUUAGGUGGUAAGGAACACACACAUACACACACACACACACACACUCAUGCGCCGAGCUGA
Knipowitschia caucasica is the source of this 6033-nucleotide messenger RNA. Lineage: Eukaryota; Metazoa; Chordata; Actinopteri; Gobiiformes; Gobiidae. The record is from the annotation of a GenBank genome assembly.